Messenger RNA from Radiomyces spectabilis, 1338 nucleotides. RefSeq names its product histidine phosphatase superfamily. The record is from RefSeq and is a predicted model, not a curated record. Bases 92 to 1012 code for a protein of 306 amino acids. NCBI's taxonomy places the organism in Eukaryota, Fungi, Mucoromycota, Mucoromycetes, Mucorales, Radiomycetaceae. The transcript has 3 exons.
GCUUUUUGCAUUUUCACCUGUUUUGCCUUUCCUUGUUCGUAAUAUUUUUUUUUCUUUCUCUAUCUUCUUUUUUUUCUUUACCUUCUUAUUAAUGCUGGUUCCAUCAGCUAAUACUGUCUUUAUUGUACGCCAUGGAGAAAGAUUAGAUCAUGUGCAAGAACUAUGGCAACCAGAUCCGGCCCAUGGUAUCUGGGAUCCGCCACUUUCUCCUCAUGGUCAUGAACAAGCAAGGAGAACGGGUCGUCACUUGAUUGACAUGAUGCAUGAACGUGGACUGGAUCCCGACGAUGCCACCAUCGUCAUUUACACUUCCCCUUUUCAGCGAUGUAUUGACACCAGCAUUGGUCUUGUCCACGGUAUGGAGGCUGCCAAACCGCCGAUAUUACGGCUCGAUCUAGGACUGGGGGAAUGGAUGUGCGAGCGGUUUUUUGAUCAGGUGUGUCCUGCACAGCAACUUCUUGCACGUCAGCAGCAAGAAUUGGCAAGGCAACAAGCGCUGACGUAUGCUGCUGCAGCCAACCCAAAUAUGUAUAUUUCCCAGUCACUGCUUCCUUCCAUGCAUAUCGAUUAUGGUUUCACGGCGACUGUCACCGAUUUUGAAUACCCCGAAUACUAUACUGACAUGUUGCAACGAUUCAAUCGUGCACGGCUUGCAUGUCUAGGAAAUGUGGCAAAAGGAUUACCAAAGAGCCACUCUCACGAUCCAUCGAAAACCGUCAUCAUCAUGGUGACCCAUGCUGUCGGUGUCAAUGCAUUACUUGACAGCUUUAGAAAUCGAGUGACACGACCAGUGGAGACCAGCUACUGCAGCGUUUCGUGCAUUGAAUGGCAUAAUCCGAUGCAUUGUUUGGACGGGUCAUCCAGUGAUCAAAGCGAUGAUAACAUGAUGGAUGAUGACGACGAAGAAAAUUUAUACGCCGAACUAGCACCCGCAUCUAAUAAUUUUCAGCACAAGAGCCGCUGGAAGAUUACCUUGAGUGCUUCGGGAACCCAUCUGCAACCCACCACUUGAGAUGACGGACUCAUAUUUCUUUCAAAACGAUUAGUCCUACUGUAUGCCCUCUUUUUAUGGUUAUUCCUGAACAUCCAUUUUUUCUACUUUAGUAUAUCCCCCCAUCACACUCAUCCAUCCAUUAUUACCUGUUUUUAUCCGUUCCCUUAGCAUUACUUGUCAUCAAACAAGAACGUAAAAAAGUAAAAAAGAAAAUCGCUUUGGAAUCGCCUUGGGCUAAAUUCACUCCCUAACUCUAUAUUAGGUUUUUCUUGAACAACGUUUUGUUCACUCUUUUUGUUGCUCCUGGUAUCCCUUUUUACGUAUUCAUAUGGUAAAAAUCCGGC